AUGGAUAUUGCUUCCCCUGGUCUUGACGAUCAAUUGAAGUCUGAAUUCGAGGGUCUCGUCCUGAAGGCUCGCCGCGGCGAGUUGGACGAUUGGGCUACCAACGCAAAAGGCAGCCUUGCAUUGAUUGUUCUACUUGAUCAAUUUCCAAGGAAUUUAUAUCGCGGUUCCUUGGACGCAUUCGCUGCUGAUGGAAAGUCAUGGGAGAUGGCUACGAACGCCAUCGCUCAAGAUUUUGACGAGGACAAGGAGAUAACUGUGUAUCAGGCCUUUGCCUUUUACAUGCCGUUGAUGCAUCAGGAAACAAACAUUUCGCUGAUCGCCGCUCGUGGUUGUUUGAAGGCCUUGAGAGGAGGUGCACGAAUGAGGAAGAACGCGACUGGAUCGGCAAGGCUAUAUAGGUGCUUCGAAAGGCCAUAUGGAGCAAUUGCAGAAGUUCGGAAGGUAUCCCACUAGGAAUGCGCUUUUGAGUCGAAAAAACACAGAGGCUGAUGAAGAGUUUUUGAAGGAGCAGAAACAGAGUGUGUAA
Molecule: messenger RNA, 526 nt
Organism: Hymenoscyphus albidus
Lineage: Eukaryota; Fungi; Ascomycota; Leotiomycetes; Helotiales; Helotiaceae
Source: the annotation of a GenBank genome assembly